Messenger RNA from Homarus americanus (American lobster), 379 nucleotides. It is a transcript of the gene RpL29, whose product is annotated as 60S ribosomal protein L29-1-like. Lineage: Eukaryota; Metazoa; Arthropoda; Malacostraca; Decapoda; Nephropidae. The record is from RefSeq and is a predicted model, not a curated record. Gene Ontology annotation, biological process: cytoplasmic translation. Gene Ontology annotation, cellular component: cytosolic large ribosomal subunit; ribosome. The transcript has 4 exons. Bases 73 to 312 code for a protein of 79 amino acids. Gene Ontology annotation, molecular function: structural constituent of ribosome.
CUCAUGUGUUUGUUGACAUCCCGUCCUUCGUGUGCUGCCUCCACUGUCGUGCGGGCAAGAGAGAAAUAAAAAAUGGCCAAGUCCAAGAAUCAUACCAAUCAUAAUCAGAACCGCAAGGCUCACCGUAAUCCCAUUCGCCGUCCCAAGAAGCAAAAGCAUCCAUCUAUGCGUGGGGUUGAUCCCAAGUUCUUAAGAAAUAUGAAAUUUUCCCGCAAACACAACAUCAGUGGCAAGAGACAGCGAGAGAUUACGAAUCAAAGAGCAGCAAAGCGCGAGAAGCAUGCCGCUGCUAAUGCCACUGCUGCUGUGUAGCAAGUGACUUGGGAUGUCCUUCCUUUCAUGUACAAGUGAAAAAAUAAAUAAAGUUAGGGGGAUAUUU